This is a messenger RNA of Hyalella azteca, 519 nucleotides long. RefSeq names its product annexin A7-like. The record is from RefSeq and is a predicted model, not a curated record. The coding region runs from base 1 to 519 and encodes 172 amino acids. Lineage: Eukaryota; Metazoa; Arthropoda; Malacostraca; Amphipoda; Hyalellidae. The transcript has 2 exons.
AUGUUGCUGCACCACAACUUAAUCCCCUUUGUCCCCCGGCAGGGGGAAGGGGCUUCUUACGAGGAGGGAGAGCCUCCUAAUGAGGGAGAGCCUCCUAAUAAGGGAGAGCUCCCUAAUGAGGGAGAGCUCCCUAAUGAGGGAGGGCUCCCUAAUGAGGGAGAGCCUCCCAAUGAUGGAGAGCUCCCUAAUGAGGGAGAGCCCCCUAAUGAGGGAGAGCUCCCUAAUGAGGGAGAGCCUCCUAAUGAGGAAAAACUCCCUAAUGAGGGAGAGCUCCCUAAUGAGGGAGAGCUCCCUAAUGAGGGAGAGCCCCCUAAUGAGGGAGAGCUCCCUAAUGAGGGAGAGCCUCCUAAUGAGGAAAAACUCCCUAAUGAGGGAGAGCUCCCUAAUGAGGGAGAGCUCCCUAAUGAGGGAGAGCUCCCUAAUGAGGGAGAGCUCCCUAAUGAGGGAGAGCUCCCUAAUGAGGAUGGGCUCCCUAAUGAGGGAGAGAUCCCUAAUGAAGGAGAUGGCUCCCUGGAAUAA